Molecule: messenger RNA, 2973 nt
Organism: Entamoeba invadens IP1
Lineage: Eukaryota; Evosea; Mastigamoebida; Endamoebidae
Exons: 3
Coding region: 1-2973 (990 amino acids)
Source: RefSeq, a predicted model, not a curated record
AUGACAUCAAAGAGAGUGUGUUUCAUAGUACUUGUCUUUAUAUGCAUUACUACCACAAAAGGUGCUAUCAGUCCUUGGACUGAAGACAAGACUCUUUCUCCAAGACUUAGAGUCAAAAGAGCAAUUGAUUUUGCUUUUCAAGAACAAUCAAAUUUAGAAGCAAUUAUAAAAGAAGACUUAACAAGACCCUUUGUGAGAGGAAACACUUUCACGACGGCUUUAUCAUUAUAUCCAAAUUUGGAAAUGGUUGUUGUGACUUCCACUCUUCCGUAUAAAACUAAAUAUGCGGAUGAUAAAAAUGCACCAACACUUGUACUCACUUUUAAAGACAAAAGUGGUGUUAAUACAACAAAGGAAUACAAGUACACAACAUUAAGUGCACAACCUGGAAAAAGAUUAAUUGAAAUUGACUGGACCACUGCAUUCUUCCCUUUGACUAGUUACACAAAAACACUUUCUUUUUUGAAAGAACCAGAUGUUGACACUACAAAGGCUUUUGUUGCAUUUAUAUCGUAUCCCGUGUCUAAUGUAGCACUUUCUAAUCCGACAUUUGGGAAGAAGUUGUUUUCCAUUCAAAUGAAAGGUGGAGAAAACAAAGAUAGUUAUGACUACCCAGUGGUCGGUAAUAUAUUCAUAGACCAUGACUUCGAAGUAUGCAGAGCGUUCUUUAACACUGGAUUUAGUCAAGACUAUAAAGAGGCAAUGAAAGAUUGGGAUAAAGUUUUGGAAUCAACUUUAUGGAGUGAAGGUCGCCAUGUCUCAUUAUUUAUGACACUUUCUAUUCAAGGAUUCUUCUGUUUUCCAAUGGUCGAUUACAUCUUCUUUGGUGAAACCUCGAAGAUCUCAACACAGUGGAAAUACUGUAACAAGUAUCUUGAAGACACUGAUAACUUUAAUAGUGAUCCUUGUUGUAACAGACUUGCUCCAGGCAAAUGCAACACAUACAAAGAACGGAUGUCCACCAAUAUAGGUAAAGACAACGUCUGUAUGUUCGACUUUUUGAAUUACAAAGAUUUGAAUUUGACCAACAGACAGAAAGUAGAGUUAAACAUAAGAUCAUUUGAGAUGGAAGAAGUUACACAGUACUUCCAUGAUACUCACUUCUCUUCACUUCCUUCAAUCCUUUGGAAUUUUGAAGACAUGAAUCAAAAGAAAAGAUCACGAUGUCGAAACAUAUUCAACGACCAAAGUGUGUAUAUAGCAAAGUUCUCUGAAUGUCCAAUUGAUAUUCAUUUAAUUGAUGGAUUUCCUGCAGAUAGCUCUGGGUGUUAUACACCAACGGAUAAUCAAGCUGAAAUGUUCAUUAAUAUGUGUGUGCCAAAUAUUGGUGAAAAUGACAGAAUAGCAAGAUAUAAUACAACUACAUUACAAGUACUUGCCUCACUCUCUUUUGGUGAAGAUAAAGUUGUUGAAUCUGUGUUUGAUCCUGCGCAUCCCAACUACUGUUAUGCAUAUGAUGGAAGACAUUUCAAUUCAAAAGAUGACAAUCCCAAUUGUGAGGGAUAUGUUUGUGAUGUUAAAGUCGAUCGGUGGGUAUUCAAAACUAAAGAAGAAGCUCUUUCAAAGUGUCCCCAAUUAGCUACCAAAUGUGCCAUACAAAAUCAAGGAUGUGGUAUUGGUGAUAAUGUAAAGAGACCGGCUAAUGUAAGUGAUAUUGGUGACUCUUUCAAGCGAUUUGUGAGUGUUCUUGAUAUCACUCCAGAGGAGUGUACUGCAAUCAAAGGAAUUGAUUUGACUCAAAUGAAUUCAAAUACUGAUGAUGACUAUGAGUGUCUCAGUCAAGUAGUUGGAUGUGCAGAGAUAUUAAGUCCCGAGUUUGUUCAUUGUGAUGAAGCAAGCAUGUUGACUAAUGUUUUCAUGUUUAAUGAAAGGACUUUGCCACGUGCAGAGACGUUUAGACUAAAAAGAGCAACAGCAGACACUCCGGUGAAAAGUUCAGUGAAGACUCUUACUCCAAAUUAUGAAGAUUCUAUUAAAGUGUUUUAUGUGAAAUACAUUGCAGCUGAACUCACACAACGAGCUCCAGUUUUCUUUGAAUUUUUCAAUAGAGAAAUAUCGACCUUUAUCACCGAUUGCUUCUUUGUUGGGAAGGAUAAGUUUCAAUCGUAUAUUGGUGUUGAUUUUCCAUUGACAGUGAUGACAUUGAACAGAGACAAAUCCGAACUGUUUUCAAAGAUCGAGUUAAUACCAUCUCCAUCUCAAGACGAUUUAAAAAUGACGCAAUUUGAUCGAUGUUAUGCGUGUGGGUCAACUGCAAUAUUUGGGACUAUAGAUGGAAGUGUGAAAAUUAAAGGUAGUCAAUAUCCUUUGUUAAAUUAUUGGAACGACAAAAUCGAUGAAGCAAAAGACAAUUUAGGGUUUAGAAUGACAAUCAAAUACAAUGACUCAAUUGGUGGGCGAGAUGAAAGUUUCACGAUUGGAUAUAUCGUAGGAGACGCUGUCAAAUUUACUGAAAUAACAACAACAAACCAUUCGACUAUUUAUAUGGGAAUUAGUGAAAUAUCAACAGUCGACUUCACAGAGGCAAGUACAUAUCCUAUUAAUGACUUUUUAAGAAUAAGAAAUAUGACAGAGAAUGGGCAAUCUAAGUUUUGGAUAGAACCCCUUUAUUUGGAAUGUGUCCAAACAUCUUCUGACGAAAACAAAUUUGUGUUUGACUUUGUCAACUCGUAUGUUCUUUGUAAGGUACCAGAAAGUGUCUAUUUAACAUUUACUAAAGACGAUGGCAUAUUACCAAUUUACAGACUCCCUAAAAAUAAAAUUAAAAAAGACUACCCUAAAGAAUCAGACCAGAGUAAAAUCCUUGCCAUAGUCUUGCCAACCGUAUUUGGUUGUCUAUUCGUUCUUGUUGUCUUCUCUAUCAUCAUUUUUGCUGUUGUUAGGUAUAGAAUUAUUAAAGGAAGAAGACUUCUUAAAGAAUAUAAUGAAGAGGAUUUGACAUCACUGGGUGGACCACUGUUACAAUUCGAAUAA